Messenger RNA from Athalia rosae (coleseed sawfly), 8314 nucleotides. RefSeq lists its product as uncharacterized. The transcript has 5 exons. NCBI's taxonomy places the organism in Eukaryota, Metazoa, Arthropoda, Insecta, Hymenoptera, Athaliidae. The record is from RefSeq and is a predicted model, not a curated record. Bases 7593 to 8204 code for a protein of 203 amino acids.
UUCGGUGUUGCGUAGUUUUUACAACCGUUGUAAUUCAGUGUGCAUAUCAUUGAUCCGAUGGGCAUGAAAUUUUGACAAUUGAAUUCUCCACGACGCUAUCAGAUUUUAUCUUCGAGUCUCUCCCUAGUGAGUUUUGAUAGCCGAGUGCAAGAUGACUUUUAUACUAUACGAUAUAGGGUGUGAUCAUUAAUGGUAUUGGAGCCAUGAAAGAAAUGAGAGAAUAAAGAAAAAGUAAGGUUUGAAAAAAUUACUUGGAAUAAAAAGGGGAAAAAAAUGAGAAAACUGUCGCGAGACGUGGCAGUCAAAUGCUCUGAUUGUGCGAAAUUGAUAUAACGUGAUAUCGACUGAUGAUUAUAGUUAUAUUACAUUACAGUCAAUGACAAGCUGAGUAAUAAAUGAAACAAAAAAAAAAUACAAUUUUACCGUAAGACAUAACUCGAAGUUUACUGUAUCUGGCAACUAAAGAGACAGAAUCCUGGGCUAGAGAAUAAUACGUUAUAGUAAUAAUGAGAAACAGUAUAUAUGAUAACAAUUUAAUGUUAAGAGAGAUUUUUUGCAAGUACACUAGAAAGUAAUCACCAAUCUUUGCUUAUGCCCAAUUUGUACAAUAAUAGCAAUACCACGAGCAUAAUAAUCCGUACGGUGUACCGCAUUACGCAUGUAGGAUUUAACCGAUCGAAAGACAAAAACUAUUUCUUCACCCGCAGGCUUGUAUCGCUAGACGUUGAUAAUGCGGCAAAAUGAAUACGAUGGAAGCCUAAGUUCGUCCAUAACCAUUAUAGUACAAACACUGGCUAUAAUAAUUACAUAUUCUGACGUCGCUCACAUUUUCAUUAAUUCAAUGAACUAUUUUCUUAUUUGCUUUAAAAUCGUAUUCAAUUGUCCGACUCCCACUCCGUUACCGCAUCGUCCUACCGACAGGAAUACCUGUGAGUACAUCAUCUGAUAUCCAGCUGAGUAUAUUGGCACUGUAAAAUUUGAAAGACCAACAGAUCGCGGGCAAUGAUCACAGGGGGGGGGCGUGCGAGUUUCUCCUUUAUUCGCUCUUCGUGAUAUAUUGAUUGAAAAAAUUGUAGCCCUACGAAAGACGCCUGGUAAUGGAAACCAAAAAAAUCAAAUCAAACAAGCCAUCUUAAAUUCAUCCGGACAGCUUUUGGCUGAGAAUUCAAAAUUCAAUUUGGGUUGAGUGCGAUUUUUUUUUCUUUUUUUCUCUCUUGCCAAGUUGAAUCGAUUCAACUAUCAUUUUUUCCAAUCUCCAAUUCCGUAGUUUUAUCAGCCUCCGGUACCUUAUUCACAUCUCGACGUUGACUGACAUCCCGGCGAAACAGCAGUAGACCAAAUCCUUGUAACAAAUUUUAAAGGUAUCCAAACGUGAGAUUAUAAUUUUCCGAAAGCUAGUGAUAACGGUGAGUUUCAUCUGACGAUUAAAAGCAAUAAAAAAAAAAUAAAACAAAUCACCGCUGGAAUUUUCAUAUGAAAAUAACACAGUUUAACUGCAGUGCUAGUAUAAUUAGUCGGAGUGAAGAUAUUUUGCACAUAACCAGAAUAAAUAAUUACGAGAUAAGUUUAAUGUGUAAGUUCACAAUUUGCAUAGAAAAUGUACCCUUCAAUCCUUCGCUAUAGGUAUAUUACUCGAUCGUAUUAUACAUAUAUUAUAAUAUUACGAUUACACGCUAGAUGUAGAAGGCGAGGUUCAUCGGUUUCAACACGAUAAACAAAAACAGAUUACAAAAACCGAAUUUCGUUACGCUGAAAUUUGAAGCAAACUUCAUCACUCAAAUUAUAAGAUGAUAUCACGAUUCUUGAAUAGGGAGGAAAAGAAACUUUCGAAAUUAUAAAAAUUAUCUAUAACCAACAGGGGGAAACAAGAAAAAACAAACAAAAGGAUAAAUUCCACACGUGAUAUAAUUGAAAUCAUUUGUACAUAAUUUUAAGAGAGUAUACAUAUAUAUUAUAUGAAUAUCUAUAUAUAAAAAAAAAGAAAACCAAUAUAUUGUGUCGCAGAAACUUAUGGCCGGGAUAAACCAUACAAAAACGAUCUCAUCAAUUUAAUGAAAAUGCAAUUAGGUUCGACUGGGUUUUAAAAAUUUCAUGCAAGUUACGAACAUGUAAGUUUACCGUAACUUUUACUCUUUCAUUUUUCUUCCCUCAACUGGAACCCGAUGAUUUCCAGUUCGAUCGACCGACUGCAACUGACGCGAUUAUUUUUUCUCUUCGUUUUCCUACAUUUUUCGUUCGUUUCGGCAUUUUGUUAUAACGUAUCAUCUGGUGCUGAUUGUUCUUUUCCAAACGCAUACGGAAAAGACUCAAAAUUUCCUGAUAAUACCAUGAGGCUAAAAUAAUCGAGACAUGUUAUUCAAAUUUUUAUUCAAUGAGUGAUUCAAGUACAGGCGAUUACUUUUAAAUUUUAUAUUUUUCAUCAGCAAAUUUUAAUUAUUUUUUUUUCUAAUUGAAAAAAGAAAAAUUUCAUAUAUAUCAUAUCGAAGAGGAUACGGUAAACUUACCGUGGAUAAAUCAAGUUUACAGAUAAUUUGUAUGAAAUUUUUAACCGGUCAUCUUAUAACACAAAGACAUAAAUAUAUUAUUAUUAUUAAUAUUAAUAUUAUUAUACAUUGCUAUAUAAAAUAAGUUGAGACACAUGAUUCGAAACAUACAUUAGAUAAUUUAUUAUUUCAUUACAUUAUCGCGUUGAAAUUUCAUACACUAUACGUGUGUAUCGAGUAUAAAUCGGAUUAGAGAUUUUUAUUUUUUUCGUUUUCAAAUUACCUACGUAUUAUAAUUAUUUAAUUCAACAUACCUUUUAUCUAAGGGAAGAGAAAUUAAUUUCCAAAAAAUCGCGAGGUAUUCUACACCCGUAAUUACGAUAAAACUACCCAAUUGUCACUACUCGGCAUCACCUCGUAUCUAUAUAAGGUAUAUGAAUUAUUAUUUCAAUUUCGUUGAAUUUAUUUCAACGGUCGACAAAUAUUAAUAAUAAUAAUAAUAAUAAUACCAACGUUUAUACGAAAAAUAACGAUAAUGAUACUAGUAAUAAUAGCGACGAUAAUAAGCCUAUUGAAUUUAACGUUUGCCAGACUAAAAUUUCCGAGAUAAAACGUAAAUGGUUUACAUGCUCUAAUUAUUAAACGUCUGCACUAGAUAAAAUUUGUCUUCAGCGAUUAUUAUUAUUAUUAUUAUUAUUAUCGCUUUUAUUUGUCCAAAGACAGAAAAUAUGAUAGGUGUGUACAUUAAUUCCGAUACACGGUUCGAUAAUAAUCAAUCGCCUACUGUAUAUGGUCUUAUUAUUUUUUAUUAUUUUUAUUGAAUGAAAAAUUUGUGAAAAUCUGUAAAAUUAACAUUCGGUUAAACGCGUUACACGAAACAAGUUCUUCGAUUAAAAAACAAUGAUAACUCACGCCGAUAGAUUCGAUAGCGUCGAAGAUUUUUUUUCUUCUUCGUUCUUCAUCUUUCCUUACACACCUUAUCCAGUUGCAGAUAUGUUGAAAGAGAAAUAAUUGGAAUGAAAUAAAUAAAACGAAAUGAAAUAAUAAUGUGAAAAAUGCAUAAUAAUAAUAUUGUGUAUCAGUAUAAUAAACUUCUAGUAAUACGAAGAUAAUUGGAUGGUGAUUUAGCAUCGAAGCUGUAAGCUUAAAAAAUUGGUUUAUUUUAGAUGUUUAAAAUGAAAUAAUAUUACGGAGUUCAUUAGCCAUUGAUUAUUAUAAUUAAGAUGAAUAUCUAUAAAUAUAUAACUAGGUAGUAUGUAUACUAAUGGAAUACAUAACAUAGCAAUGGUUACCAGAAUUUGUCUAAUAUUUGUGGCUACUUCUAUUUAUUACCAUGUAAUAUUAUAUACACAUAUAAUAUCGAUUUAAUUUAAUUGUACAUGAUAUUACGUAUAACGAGGAAUAUGUUCUUUUACCAGUUGUUCAAAUUGUAUGACGGGUAAUUUAUUAUUUUUCGCCUCCUUUCAUCGAUUCAUCUGAUUUUAUCCAUUUAUUUUUUCGAUUUUUAUUUUCUUUCGAAAUUCGACUAACGGAACAAAGAUGAACAACAAAGGCCAACGAUUGACGUCAAUAAUUCUGCUAGAGAAAUUCCAUAAUUUUCAAUGAAAGUAAAUGGAAAAAAGAGAAGAAAACGUAAAUGCGAAGUAACAAAGUUAUAUAUUUAUCUAUCGGAAUUAUAACGAUAAUAUGAUUACGAUUAUUAACAUAUAGUUAUGUAUAAAGAAAAUGAGAUGACGAAAGAAACAUAUACGAUAUACCUAUCCUAUAGAAAAUACACCUAUGAUUCGAUGCGCUUUUUUGAAACGCGUCCGCGGAGAGAAUGAUAAAAAGAGAGAAAAAAAAAUAAUAAUUACGUGGUAAAUACGUUACAUUAAAGACAAAAAUAGAAUUAGAAUCAAAAAAAUUUUGCGAUCGAGACGAUCGCGACAAUUCGUAUGUGUAUAAUGAUGACAAUUUAUCAAGGGGUAAAAGUAACAUAUUUUUUUAAAAUAAUAAAACGGACUUGUUUGCAUCGCUGUCCGUCUUGCGAUGUGAAUGACCUUAAGAGUAAUUAUUUCACCAAUAAAAUUAUAUAUUAAUGAUAUAUCAUAUAUAUAUAUAUAUAAAAAUAAAUAUUGAAGCGUUAGAUAUAUAUAUACAGAUACAUUAUAUAUGAAAGAUUAAUUUUUAAAUAAAAAUAAUAUUACCUCUGAACGAAGAAAUAAAAGUAAAAAUUAAUAUAACUCGAAUUACUUUUUAAAAUAGGAUAAAACGGAUAAUUUAUUUAUUUUUUUAUUUUUUUUUUCUUCUUCCGUUCCGUACGAUUAAUUUAAACAGAAAAUCUCAUACACUAACACGCGUAUACUAUACAUAUAUAUUAUAGACACACACGUAUAUAAUUAUACGCGAUAUUUAUACAUACCGUAUACAUAUAUUUAUAUUGUAAGACUUUCAAGCGAUUAUUGUUGAAAUUGAUACAAAAGCCAUAGAUUGUAAGUUAUAUCAAUAGUCGAUACAUAAUUAUUGUUUCAUAAGGAAAUUUUCGGGCGAACUUCUGGUAUAGGUACAAUAAAGUGAAUGAAAAUGUAGCGUCCGUCGGUACACGCGUGGUUUUUAUACAAGAGACUCGCCAAAAGCAUGCCUAUAAAAGACGAACGAAGAAAUGAGUGAAUAAAAUGAAGAGAAAAAAUUAAAAAAAUUAACAAAAAAAAAAAAAAUCAUAAAGGGAAAGAAAGGAAAGAAAGAGUAUGACGACGAUUACGAUUGAAAUGAUAAUAUAUUAUAAAACACACACAUUAAUUUUAUUGAACAUUAUAUUUUAUUAUAAUAAUUAUUACACAUAUACAAUAUCAUGUUACAUAUAUACAUAUAAUAUACGUUAUAUAAUAACUUCGCUAAAAUGUUAUUAAUUUUUAAUUUUUUCUUUCCUCUUGUUUGAGCCCUAAUCUGAUUCUUUUUUAAUUUGACCUCACUUGAUUCGCUAGAGGUUUUUUAUUAUUUUUUGUUAAUUUGUUUUGACGAAAUUCGUUGUUGGAAUAAUAUUCUAGCUAUUAUUUCAAUACACACUUACGGACUAUUACGUACGUUGGGAUGAGGUAGAAGAAAAUCGUUGAAAGAUAAAAAUACGUUUGAAAAAUCAGAACUGCUGAAUUUUCAGUUGACGCGGAAAAAAAAAUAAAAAAAAAAAAUAACUCCAUUCGAAGCAUACCGGUAUAACGAAUAAUAGGCUCAUUGUCAGUAGUGAAAAAUAGAAUUGAAUUUCAUGCUCAUCCAAUUGUAUAAGAGAAAAAUAUUAAUUCUCGAUCGAAGGUUAUAGGUUCGAUUAUAGUCGAGGGCGAUUGCACGUUUGGAUAUGUAUCAUAAGUAUAUAAUUUCAUGUAAUUUAAUCGAAAUGAAUAUUCAUGAAUUACAUAUAAACUAUAAUGUGUAAGUCGAAUAUUUAAUGUAUCACGAUGUCGUAAGAAAUAUAUAUAUACGAGUAUUUUACCUUAAAAUUAGCACCGAUCGACUUGUGCUGAAUUAUUUCGACGGACUUCCGCUGGCCCUUGUUCAAUCGUCGAUCAAAAGACGGAAAUUCGGAGUCCGUCAGUCAGUCGCCGGCAAGGGACCCGGAAGGUCAGGUCUGGUCAGAUUUCGAGAACAGAAAAACCUACGAACUAUUACCUCCCAUCUUACCCCACUUCGACAUCAGAUACCAGAAUCCCUCAACCGAAUUGAGCUUCCGUCAAAAUCGAUCGAGUAAUCCGCGCCUCCUUAUUCCACAUUCCUUAUCAACGAGCUCUGGGAAUUCGGUGUAUCCAAUCGCGACCGCAUAAAAACUAGCGAAUACCAAUAUCGCCGCUCGUGUGCAGCGCGUGCGGAAAAUAUUCCCAUCGUAUUUUUAUCGCUUUAAAUUUCCACGUUCAAAGCGCAAGGUCGUUCGCAAAUUGCGGAUUGCGAUCGUAAAACUGCCGCUUGUGCCGCGGUACGUACGUACGUACCAUCGCCGGCAAUCGAAACGCCGGAGAAAUAUCCGGUCGAAAUUCGUUCGGCGUAAUGCGACGUUUUUUUUUCUCCCGACAUUUAUUUUCCAGUAGGUACGCGACCGCGUCGCGAAAAUAUCUGAAGUUUUCAGAGCGUCCAUUCGUCGGUCGACAUGAAGAUUAGCGAGAUGAAGCUCUUCGCGUUCGUCGUCAUCUUCUCAAUCGUCGUGGCGGAUUUAUCCGCGGAAGCUAUCUCCCGAUCGAAAAUUCGGAGGCAAUGGAUGGAACCGGAGGAGGAAUCGGGAUUCUCUAACGUCAAUUCGAACUCCAAUCUCAAUAGAAAUAACGGAAUGACGACCUACCAGAGAUCCUUUUCCUUCCGAAGGAACGAUCGAAAUUCCAAUGCGAACUCUAACGUCAAUAUGAACUUCAAUGCGAACUCUUGACUUUUAGUCCAACGAUCUUUGUAAUAACGAAUAUUGUCAGAUAUGUAUCUUGAUCGUUACGAAUAAUACUGUAACUGAAACUGAAACUCCCGUGACGUGUUCGAUUCAAAUUUUAUCGGCAGCGUGCGGCGAACAAGGCGAACGCAUUUUGCGAAUUCCAUUUGCGGUAUGCGGUCAAAUGAAGGCGAUCAAUUUUCCGGGUAAAGAUAACGGCAGCGAAUAAUAAAUCGACGCUGGUCAAAUAAUAAUUGUCGUAAAUCUCGGAACGACUAUCGGCUAACGAUUUUACAGCCGAGUUUAUUGCGGAUCGAACAAAUCGGAAAACUGUAAGAGAGGAACGAAUAAAUAAAUAAAUAAGCGAACGGAUGCUAUCUGAAUUAUUAAAAUUCCCAAUCUGAUCUCGCCCGCCUUCUUUUAGCGCACAUUUCGCAACGGCUCCGCGAUUGUACACGCGCGUCAUUCGAACGACGACGACGCGAAUAACGUUCAAAGUGGCGGAAAACACCGGCCGCCCCACCGACAGCGGAAAAUCACCGGCGUCCGGAUAAAAUAUACGUAAUUAUCGUUUCGCCGGCCAGUUAAACGUAACCUGUCGCACCUCCUCCGAUCGCACCGGAUCAAACUAGAGGCGAUCAUGCCCGCGAACAUCCGUUGAAUGAUAUUAACCGGAGGUUGUACGAGCGAGGCCCCGAUACCACGAGAUUCCCAUCCGAUCGACAGCGAUGAAGUUUCUACCCCAACUGCUGAACCUCCUCGCCGCGGCCGCGGCUCUGGAAAUGCUACCCGACACUUUCAUACAAAAUCACAACGUCAACAUAAUACUGAACGUCGACGCGAAGGAGAUAGCGAACGAAUUGUGGAAGGUGAUGGAAUCCCACCUCAACCGGACGGGGGGUGAACCGAAAACGAGGAGGCUGCUCGAAAAAAGCGCGGUGAACGAACUGGAGCUAUUGGUCAGGAGAUACGUUCAGCCGUCCAGAAGACUGAGCCCCCUAGCCGAAUACGAACUCGCGCAGAAUUUCGAGAAAAUUGUUGAAAAAACGGCACCCCCCACGCUCGGACGAGUCGAGGACGUCGUCGACGACAUGAUGUGGGUGACGAAAAAUUUGAUCGAGGAGAAAAAGCGGCCGGUAGACAAGAAGAGACCUACGGCUAACCCGGACGCGGUUAAAAGUUUCGCUCACAUAAUGCAGCACAUGAUGAGGAGUUUGAAAUCGAUCGAAAAGGGCGUCAAAGAGUUCGCGGAAUUGGUCAACAAGACCGACGCUAGAUCGACGAAUCGCGAGAACCGUCGCGGACUCGAAGGAGACGAUUGCGAUAUGGACGCGAAGUGAAUCAUGAGCGCGACGAUUCGUGGGGUUAAAAAACGAGCGAAAAAAAUUACCGCGGCGAGUAAGUAAUUAAAUGUGUAUAUAAUAAAAUAAAAAGCGAUGGGUAUAUCGUA